Molecule: messenger RNA, 638 nt
Organism: Diversispora eburnea
Lineage: Eukaryota; Fungi; Glomeromycota; Glomeromycetes; Diversisporales; Diversisporaceae
Source: the annotation of a GenBank genome assembly
AUGAGAAGGUCCAGUAAUUUUAGGAAUUCCAGAGGGCGCUGGAAUAAUCGAAACAUUCCAUCGAACAGUGGUCGUUAUCCGUCAAAUAAUCAUAGGAAUCCUCGUAGACCACCAACUGCACACCUAAAAUUAACUUAUGGAGGGAGUGAUAAAAUAAUUCAAGUUCCUCUCGGAAGGGAAAUCGAUAAAGUUUGGAGUAAAAUGAAAAGACACGAACUGAAAAAUCAACAUAUGAUGAGACGUUUCAUAUGUUCAUGUCUUGUAACUGCAAACGAAGCGGGAGACAAAGCCGAAGGUUUAGUUCAUGAUUUGGGAUCUCCAGAUGGAAUGUCCCGAAUUAGAGAGAUCUUGAUGUUUGACAUGUCUGUUGACGCAGGCUUAAAGCCCAAUUUCGCAUCAUAUCAGCGUGUAAUUUUGCCUUUUCUAGCUCUUUUAACACGCAAGGCAAUUUCAGAUUGUACACUUGAGCGGUACCUUAAUGCUAUUUACUCAGUUGUAUAUAGUAACUUGGAAUCCUUUAUAAACGAUGGUGUAAUUAAUAUGCUUGAAAUAUUGGUUCGCCGCAAUGAUAUCGAAGAUCGAGAAACCAAUAAAACUGAAUUGAUCAACGAUGAUAAAAAUUCAUUCAUUCCUACCUC